AAAUCUUUUCAAAAGCAACAAAAAACCCCCCAAACGUCAAAGGUAGGCCAACAGUCUAACAUUCAGUCUUCCGUGUCUCAAAGGAAGGCUACUCCUUUCCCAAAGGGUGGGAAAGCUAAAAUUGUGGAAGAGGUGGAGUCGGACGAUUUGAGUCAAUCGGACGUGUCAUUCCCAGAAAGUGAAGAACAGAGUGAGGUGUUCGAGGAGUCAGGGGAGGAUAGCAUGGAUGUGUCCGAGGAAGAAGAGGCCCCUCCCGUUCAACCACCCAAGAAGCAAAAGUCCCAGCCACAAAAAGUCGAAAAGAUGAAAGUGGCGAGUCCAGUGUCUAAGCAAGCCAGCCAACCCGUUAAGAAGCCAGAAAUGGGUGAGAAGGGUACAAAGCGGAAGAGGGAUGAGGAGACUGUCCCCAUGUCGGCAGAGGAGUUUACAGUCCAGAACGACCAGAAACGUCUCUUUGUCACAAAUUUGCCGGGCAAUGUGACUGAGGACGAGAUCAAAUCACUCGAUAAAAAUAUAGUCGAUUUUGUGAUAUUGGCGGCAUAUCGUAAGAGGAAGUGGUAUGUGGUGUCCAUUAUUCGUAGUUCGGUCAUUCUGGUAUUUCCCUCGGAGGCUGUGGUGGAGCGUGUUUUUCCGUUGUUGCAGGGGAAGGAUGUCCGCGGGAAUAAAUUGGUGGUGGACUAUGUGGGGCACAAGAACAGCAAGCGAAACCCGCAAGACAGUAUUCCUUGGUUGUGUAGUUCAGUGGGUCCAAUUGUGGAUAAUCGUCUGUAUGUGGGUAAUCUGGGAGAGCACUGCAACGAGGCCAGUCUGAAGGCCAUUUUCACGACUGCCACCAAGAUUUCAGUUCCCGUUAAACGGAGACAUAAGUUGAUUGUGUUAAUCACGGAAUUUAGUUUUGGGUUCGUGGAGUUUGCUGAUUUUCCGGCGGCCCUGGAAGCCUUAAAGAAGCACAAUUAUUCGGUGUUUAAGGGGGAGAAGAUGAUUGUCCAGUUUGCACGGGCCAAGACAGAGGAGAGCAAGUCGAAGGAGGAUUCCUCUUCUAAAAGAGUGAAGGUGGAGGAAUCGGAGAGUGAGGGAAUUGAUGAGGAGAGUGGAGAGGAUAUCGGGGACAGUGAGGAUGAUGAUGAAGAAUUGGAUGAUGAGAGUGGAGAUGAUUUGGAAUCAUUUGAUGAAGAAGAGGAGGAUUAAUUCAACCUAUUACUUGUUUCU
Molecule: messenger RNA, 1209 nt
Organism: Octopus sinensis (East Asian common octopus)
Lineage: Eukaryota; Metazoa; Mollusca; Cephalopoda; Octopoda; Octopodidae
Product: nucleolin-like
Exons: 1
Coding region: 223-1188 (321 amino acids)
Molecular function (GO): RNA binding
Source: RefSeq, a predicted model, not a curated record